UACAAACUCCAACACGCUCACAAGCCUCUCUUUUAAGUUGCAGGGCACUUGUCAUGCACGUCCACAUCCCUCCUGUGGAAAUCCAUUCUCCAAUCUCCAUACAUCUCGAUCUCCCAUUUAUAUCGACCACUCCUCAUCGGAUUAGGAGCACGCCUCGAUCGUAUGAACGCCGCAAAAAACAACUCGAUCGGUCGCUGCACGCAUCGAUCCUCCCUAGUGAUCAAGGAGCAAUGCCUUGCUUGGCGCAGGAGUACCACCCCAAGGUGCCCGCCGCCACUCACUACUGCAAGUCCCUGUCCUCCCUCAUCCGGGAGACCUACGCGCACUGCCAUGUCCCCUGCGUCAGGAUCCCCGCCGGCUCCGGGUGGAGCUCCGGCGAGGACAGCGACGAUGACAGCGGCCUCGACGACGCGCUCGACACCAAGCAGGUGAUCCUCAACGAGAUGAGGAACCGGCAGAUGAAGAAGCGGUCGAGGUGCAGCGUCGACUCGCCGACGCCGGCGAUGUCAAGCACCUGCACCUGCACCUGGUCGUAUACGCCGCUCGAUCCAAGAACCGUUCUUGAGAAGGUUUCAAGUCCUAUGAAGUGCGUCGUGGUGGAGGAGGAGGCAGCCGAUGACGGCGGUCACUUCGACGCAGACGACGAGAGCGAGGCGUUCUUCUCUGUGAAUAGCUUCUUCACGCGCAGCACGAGCCGCGCGGCGACUGUGGCGUCGUCGGCGGGGGGCAUGGACCCGCCGCCGCCGCCGCUGCUGCGGUCGCCGGAGACGUGGGAGUGCUUCCAGGACUGCGAGGGGUGGCCGUUCGGGCUGUGCCGCCGGUCCGCCGUCCUCCUGCUGCCGCCGCUGCCCAGCACGCCGGCCGACUCGUGGAAAUGGCGCAAGAGCGUCAGCAGCCUCGCCGCGCGGCCUGAUCACAGCCCGGCUGCUGCUUACAGCCGCAAAAGUACUCCUUCACCGCGCCAGCAUUAGCCAAGAACCUCGAACCGUCCGUGUUAGCAGCGACGCUGAGACGCGACGACGUUUACAAGAUUUCAGGUAGUUUACAGAGCCGUGUUCGAUGAUUGGACACAAGAGAGAGUGCUUCUUUGUAAUCCUGUUCUUCUGCCCCGUCUAGAACGCCAGAAUUUCAUAGGAAUUUCGUAGGAUAUGAAAUAUCCGUUCAUCACACUAAAUGUGAGGUUUGCUACGAAACUCCUACGAGGAUCUUGUGUUCGGUGGCUUGCUCUUUGGAAGGAUUUGCAGGUGUACGUGUUCUGAAAAAUAAGCUCAGAUGUACUUUCAGAUCUUGAGAGUUGAAUGCUGUUAUUUUGGCCUCUA
Messenger RNA from Phragmites australis (common reed), 1319 nucleotides. RefSeq lists its product as uncharacterized. Lineage: Eukaryota; Viridiplantae; Streptophyta; Magnoliopsida; Poales; Poaceae. The transcript has 2 exons. The coding region runs from base 54 to 971 and encodes 305 amino acids. The record is from RefSeq and is a predicted model, not a curated record.